GAUGUCAUCUCAGAAAAUGCGAACAGCGCAAAUCGUAGAGUACAACAAACCCUAUCAGCUUUGCGAGCGACCAACUCCUGUAUGCGGCGACAAUGAUCUUCUCAUUCAAGUACACGCAGCUGGCUUCUGUCAUUCCGACCUACAAGUUCUCCAUGGCCAAUUCCCAGCGCAUCUGCCCUUGACACCGUCCCAUGAACCGGCUGGCAAGAUUGUUCAAAUCGGAGCUCAAGUUCAGGGUUCUUGGAAAGUGGGCGACCGCGUUGGCGUUCUAAACUUCAAAAACUCCUGCAAAUCCUGCGUUGGAUGUCGACAGCAAUUGCGGAGGCGCCAUCGCACGGAUCCACGAUUCUGCCAGAGUCGUGAAAUGGCGGGUUUCAAACAUGAUGGCGCUUUUGCGCAAUACAUGCUGGCUGAUCCGGACACGACGGUUCAUUUGCCAGAAAAGGUGUCUUUUGAACAAGGCGCGCCUCUCAUGUGUGCGGGUGCAACCGUCUGGGGCGCAUUGCAAAAGCUGAAGCCAGAUGUUCAACCUGGAGAGGCUGUUGCAAUUGUUGGUAUCGGCGGUCUCGGCCAAUUAGGAGUACAAUUCGCGAAAGCAAUGAAUUUUAGGACUGUGGCUAUUGACAACCGCGACGAAGGGCGAAAACUCUCAAUGGAAGUCUCCGAAAAGUUGAAACCAGACUUAGUUGUCGACUCAUCAGCUCCAGAUGCCAGCGACAAGAUCCUUGAAUUCACUUCAGGCGAGGGACUCGCAGGUAUUGUGGUUUGCACAGAUUCUAUUCAGGCGAAUGCAUGGAGCUUGGAGCAACUCGGUAAUGGAGGCGUCAUGGUUCCAGUCGGACUGCCGAAGGAAAAGUGGCAAUUUGAUUCCAGCGCAUUGGUUUUUCGCGAACUAGUGAUCAAGGGAGUCUAUGUUGCUGGCACAGAAGAUGUUCAGGAGAUGCUCAAAGUUGUGGCCGAACAUGAUAUAACCUCGCACAUUACGAUGCUAGAGUUCGAUGACAUUCCCGGUAUCGUGGAAAAGUACACAGACAAGGCGAUGAAGGGAAGAUUGGUCGUGAAAAUUGCCUGA
Messenger RNA from Periconia digitata, 1072 nucleotides. Lineage: Eukaryota; Fungi; Ascomycota; Dothideomycetes; Pleosporales; Periconiaceae. The record is from the annotation of a GenBank genome assembly.